GGGGUCGCGUUGCUGCCGCAUUUCUGGAGGUGUGGGCAGGUGGAGAGUGAGGCAGAGGAGUGAGCUGUGCGUGGGAUGGGCCCAGAAGGCAGCAUCAUAGAAUCUUGAUCAAGUGAAAAUGGCCCUUAGCAAUCUGACAUCAAAGGCUGUGCUGCUAUACGAUGAAUGGAUUAAAGAUGCUGAUCCAAGACUGGAAGGCUGGCCACUCAUGUCUUCACCUUUUCCAACAACCUUUAUCAUUGGGACAUACAUUUAUUUUGUUACUUCAUUAGGACCCAAACUCAUGGAAAAUAAAAAACCUUUUGAUCUCAGGCAGAUAAUGGCAUUUUAUAAUUUUAGUGUGGUCGCCCUCUCUCUAUACAUGACUUAUGAAUUUCUUAUGUCAGGUUGGGCCACAGGGUACUCAUUCCGGUGUGAUAUUGUUGACUACUCGAGGUCACCUACAGCUCUAAGAAUGGUACGAACUUGUUGGCUGUACUACUUUUCCAAGUUCAUUGAAUUAUUAGAUACUAUAUUUUUUGUGCUGCGUAAGAAAAACAACCAAGUUACAUUCCUGCAUGUCUUUCAUCAUUCCAUCAUGCCAUGGACCUGGUGGUUUGGAGUCAAAUUUGCUGCAGGUGGUUUAGGAACAUUUCAUGCCUUGCUGAACUGUAUUGUCCAUGUUGUAAUGUACACUUAUUAUGGAAUCUGUUCUUUGGGACCAGCCUAUCAUAAGUAUUUGUGGUGGAAAAAAUACAUGACAACUAUACAACUUGUCCAGUUUAUUAUGAUUACUGUCCACAUAGGACAAAUCUACAUCAUGGAUGAUUGUCCAUACCAGUAUCCAAUUUUCAUGUUCAUUAUUUGGCUAUAUGGUUCUAUGUUUUUAGUCUUGUUUCUCCACUUCUGGUACCAUGCUUAUACAAAAGGACAAAGACUACCAAAGAUGGCAAGAAAUGGGAUCAGCAAAGAUCAGUGAAACAAAUUCUUGUUUCUAAAGCCAAAGAAGAGUAUAUGUUGAAGAGGAAACUUUCACUACUUGACAAUCAAGAUAUUUAGGUGCACACACUAAACAGUGUAUAUUUUGUAUGUUUUCUUCCAAAGCAGAACUUGUAUUUUUACUCUAAGUUAUUUGGGAUUGAGAAUUUGGGGGUUGGGGGGAGAAGCGCAGAUCUCUGAUUUAAAAAAAAAAAAAAAAAAAGAAAAAAAGGAAUUGUUCAUGUCUGCCCUAUAAGAAAUUGAUGGAUAAAUGAUCUCUAUCUUAGAAGAUGCAUGAAAAUAAGAACAUUAAUUGGGAAAACAAAAAUGUGUAUGACGAGUACUGAGUACUUUGAACACUGAGGGUAAAAAUUUACAUCACCUUGAAUAUUGUAAGUUGCUGAGACUGUCAGCUAUAUUUUAAUAAAAGAAUGACUCUUCAAUAAGUAUGGUUUAUAGAAUCUAAAACUUAUUAAUAUAUUUAAUCCAUAAACAAUAUUACGUAUGUGUUUACAAAUGAUAUUACUUUAAAGAAAGGAAUGUAAAACUGUCAUGGUAUGACGUUUCAUCUGAAGAUUGUAGAUUUUUGGAUAUACUUUUACUAAGACAACUAAGUUUUUUACUAAGGUAACAGUUCAUUUCGUGUUCUGCUCGAACAUUAAUUUGGGGAUAUAACAAUUUGGGGAUUAUCUGAACUGUCUUGUAGCCUAAUGAUCAAAACAUCUUACUGAUUUGUUUAGCAAAAUAGCCUGAUGUACUGAUUAUUCAGUGUCUCUAUGGAUAUAUUUUGAUAUUGGUAGCCUAGGCUUUUUAGGGAGGAAAAAUGCCUUGUAAUUUAGUAGCCAAAAUCUUAGUUCUCAAGUAAGGUUUAAGAAAAUACUAUUUGAUCGAAGCCUAAAUGUCAUCUAGCAUAAUUGUACUGCGCUUUAUUUCCUUCCAUUUUCCUGAUCUAUUGAAAUACACACUUAGAAACAUUUUCUCUUGUGGUUUUUUUUUUCAUGAUUAUUGAUGCUUGUUAUUAACAACUCAAGGCUACAAUUUCUCCAUUAAUAGAGGCAGUUAUGUUGUCCAAAACAAGGUAAAAAGAUAUAUGCUGUUUUGUGAGCUGCUGAGAUUCAGGUGGGCAGUGGUGACCAGGCAUGACUCCAGUUUGGGUGGAAUUAACCAGUAUAUUUUCAUGGCUGGGAAGACUAAAAGUCAUAAGUGUAUAGAAAUUAAAGGAACAAGUUAUUGUGCAAGUUUCAUUGUAGUGUAUGAGUUUAUUAAGGAAUUGGUGCACACAACAGAUCUGGAAAUGAAGAGUUAAAGGUCUUUAAAUUCUUAUCUUUAAAAGUACUAUUUUCUGUUCAUGACUAACAGAAAAGAAGCUUGUGAUAUCUGCUUUGUGCUUGAUGUGCUUGUGGGAUUUUCAGAUAGCCAAAACUUUGGGGUAUGUUUUAAUUGCCUCCCUGUUGUACAAUUCUAAGAAAGUAAGUUUUAUUACCUGAAUACUUUUAUUGGAAUGCUGAUAUUUAUGUUGCAUUGUUAAUGCUAAAAGAAUUUAAACUUUGCCUAGGACAUGAGUUGCAAAUGUUUUCUUACAGGACUGCAUACAAUCUUCUGUAUAAAACAAAUUAAAAAAAAAUAUAUAUUUUAUCUUUCCACUA
Molecule: messenger RNA, 2603 nt
Organism: Colius striatus (speckled mousebird)
Lineage: Eukaryota; Metazoa; Chordata; Aves; Coliiformes; Coliidae
Gene: ELOVL7
Product: ELOVL fatty acid elongase 7
Exons: 9
Coding region: 119-958 (279 amino acids)
Biological process (GO): sphingolipid biosynthetic process; fatty acid elongation, monounsaturated fatty acid; fatty acid elongation, saturated fatty acid
Cellular component (GO): endoplasmic reticulum; endoplasmic reticulum membrane
Molecular function (GO): fatty acid elongase activity
Source: RefSeq, a predicted model, not a curated record